UUCCAUUUCAUAAAAUAAAUAAAUAAAAAUAAUGAAAAACUAGUAUCUUUCGAGACACUUUUUUCCCCUCAAACUCAAUCCUCAAUCCUUAGCCCCCUCGUCUUCAAUCCAACAAGAUUCUCAGAAUCUAGGGUUUGCUUCUUAUUCCUCUUCUCUUCUUCUUCGUCUUCUUGUUUUCUCUGAAAUGGAAGGAGCGAGCAAUGGAGGGAUGUUGUACCACGAGGUACAAGAGUCGAAGCUGUGCGCGGUGCAUUGCGUGAACACGGUGUUGCAGGGGCCUUUCUUCUCCGAAUUCGAUUUGGCGGCACUCGCCUCCGAUCUCGAUCGCAAGGAGCGGCAGAUGAUGCUCGUUGAGGGCGGGUCCCACGCCGGCGAUUUCCUCUCCGAGGAGUCUCACAACGUCUCCUUGGACGGCGAUUUCAGCAUUCAGGUUCUACAAAAGGCUUUAGAAGUUUGGGAUCUGCAGGUCAUCCCCCUUGAUUCUCCAGUUGCAGAGCCUGCCCAGAUUGAUCCUGAGCUUGAGAAUGCAUUCAUCUGUCAUUUGCAGGAUCAUUGGUUCUGUAUCAGAAAAGUGAGUGGAGAGUGGUAUAAUUUUGACAGUCUGUAUGCAGCCCCACUGCACCUCUCAAAGUUUUACCUUUCAGCCUAUUUGGACACACUAAAAGGCUCUGGUUGGAGCAUUUUCCUGGUGAGAGGAAACUUCCCGAAAGAGUGCCCCAUGUCAUCCUCUGAAGCUUCUAAUGGCUAUGGGCAGUGGCUUUCACCUGAAGAUGCUGAGAGGAUAACUAAAUCCUGCAACUCCACAAAUGCUCAACCUCAGGGAACAAAUUGGAAUCAACAAUCUUCGGCUCCAUUUCUCUCAACAGAAGAAGCAGAAUUGCUUUCAGAAAUGGAAGACGAGGACUUGAAGGCUGCUAUUGCUGCCAGUCUUAUGGAUUCUUCCCCGGCCCCAGCGCCAUCCCCAGCCCCGGCCCCGGCCCCCACGCCAUCCCCAGCCCCAUCCCUAUCCCCAUCCCCAUCCCCAUCUCCAUCCCCGGCCCCAUCCUCUUCCCUAGCCCCAGCGCCAUCCCCGGCCGUAGCUUCCCCAGCCAUAGCCCACGCUGAAGCUGGCAACCUGCAGAAUGAAAGCUCAAACAGCGAAAAGAAAAAUGUUUGAAAAGAAAAGUACAUUCUUUCGUAGAUUUUAUGUUUACUGGCUGAAGACAAUGAUCCAUGUCAGGUGUAGACAGCUGACUUACAUCCCUGGCGCAAGGUUAUUGUACUUUGCAGCAUAUACAUCUCCAUUUAGAUUCCAAAUUUAGACUCACAUUGUAUAAACUUGAAGAAAUAACCUCCCAGCUUUUCAAUUGGAUGAUUACAGUUUUUGCAUUU
This is a messenger RNA of Prunus avium (sweet cherry), 1371 nucleotides long. RefSeq names its product Josephin family protein. Gene Ontology annotation, biological process: protein deubiquitination. Gene Ontology annotation, cellular component: nucleus. Gene Ontology annotation, molecular function: cysteine-type deubiquitinase activity. Lineage: Eukaryota; Viridiplantae; Streptophyta; Magnoliopsida; Rosales; Rosaceae. The record is from RefSeq and is a predicted model, not a curated record.